Salvelinus sp. IW2-2015 is the source of this 1963-nucleotide messenger RNA. Its product is annotated as homeobox protein aristaless-like 4. The record is from RefSeq and is a predicted model, not a curated record. Gene Ontology annotation, biological process: regulation of transcription by RNA polymerase II. Lineage: Eukaryota; Metazoa; Chordata; Actinopteri; Salmoniformes; Salmonidae. Gene Ontology annotation, molecular function: RNA polymerase II transcription regulatory region sequence-specific DNA binding; DNA-binding transcription activator activity, RNA polymerase II-specific.
CACUAGUGUCGUGUGCAGAGGACUUUAGUGGGACCAGUGGCAUCGUCUGUAAAGCAACGGCAUUUUUAGUUCCUUACCCCGGUUAAACCUUCAGGGGGCUUUCUUUUGCAUUCAUUUGUUCAGUCUGCUGCAAGUCUCUGGAAGACAUCUAAUUCGUUUUUAUAACCAACCCCAGAUGCGGCAGUGUGUGUGUGAGAGAGUGUGUGUGUGUGCGUGUGUGUUCGCCAGUGCUUGAGAGAAAGGGGUCUUGCUGCAAGGGGAAAAGGAGAACGAAGAAACAAACGGURUGGAAUUUUUCGAUUCAAACGUUGCUUUUUUGUUGUUGUUUUUUUUUAGGAAUGAACGCAGAUACGUGCGUUUCAUACUGUGAUAUGACAUCCAUGGAUUCAUAUUAUAACACGCCUUCGCCACACGGUAGGGAUCAGCAACCAUCGGAUCCCUUCAGAAUAUUCCAACCGAGUGAAACCAAAUACAGCCCGACGUUCCUACCUAAAGGACAACAGGGUUACGAGGAGAAGUCUCGGAGUCCUUUCCAACAGGGGUGCCAGUCACUGGAUGACGGCACAGAGGAGGGCAACAACUUCAACAAAUACCACCUCUUCAUGCAACGACCAAUCUGCAAAACACCCCCGGAAGGCGAAAAACUCCACCAGGAAAGCGGAGGACACAACGACGCGCUCAUCCCCUGCUAUGCCAAAGACAACGGCGGUCUAACCGAAUCUGAGCUGACCCCAAACACCGACUCUCCCGGGAUGGAAGGUUCCUACCUGAACCUGAAGGAACCAGGGUUAGGGGUCAGAGGUCAGGGCUCCGACCACCUCUCCAGUCUCGUGGACAAAGGGAGCGAGGCAGCAGACAGCAACAAGGGAAAGAAGAGACGUAACCGCACCACGUUCACCUCCUACCAGCUGGAGGAACUAGAGAAGGUGUUUCAGAAGACGCACUAUCCUGACGUCUACGUUAGAGAACAACUGGCGUUGAGGACCGAUCUGACAGAGGCUAGAGUACAGGUGUGGUUCCAGAACCGGCGUGCUAAGUGGAGGAAGAGGGAGAGGUUCGGUCAGAUGCAGCAGGUCAGGACUCACUUCUCUACUGCCUACGAGCUACCCCUCCUCACCAGGCCAGAGAACUACACCCAGAUCCAGAACCCAUCGUGGCUAGGUGGGGGCAGCGGUGUCUCUCCUGUACCUGGCUGCGUGGUGCCCUGUGACGGGUCAGUCACCUCCUGCAUGCCUCCCCACCCCCACCCACACGGAGGCGUCUCCGACUACCUAGGCGUGCCCAGCCCGGGCGUAGUGGGUCAUGAGGGUCACAUGGGACAGACACACAUGGGAAGUCUCUUUGGGGCUGGAGGAAUGGGCGGUGGGGGUGGGAGUCUCAAUGGUUACGACCUGACCGGUGUCGACCCAGACAGAAAGUCUUCUAGUAUCGCGGCGCUGCGUAUGAAAGCUAAGGAACACAGCGCCGCCAUCUCCUGGAACACAUGAUGCUAUGGGAUUGUUCCUGGGUCUGGCCCCACCCUGGUCAGACACGCCCUAACCCUGCCUCCAUACUCUCCUGAACCUGGACAAGGCCAUGCCCAGUACUGGGGAGGAGGAGGAGGAAGACCAGGAUGGGACUACGACUACGCCACCUGAUAGCACUAAUAAUACCAAAGCAGGUGAAAAUGAAUGAAUGAACUACAACCCCCGAGACGAUAGGAGAGACCAUCACAGGAAACGAUGACAGCGAAAUUCAGCAGCUUUAUAAUGAUAACAGCUAUGACGUCACCGUGACAAUCAGCAGGAGACGCUGAGAAAGAAAGACCCGAGACAGAGGGAGUGGUGCUACUUGUUCUCUCAGAUCUCUGACGGGGGAACGCGCCAUUUUCUCUCUUUAUUCUCUAUGCUCACCACCCUGUGACUCUUUAUUCUCUAUGCUCACCACCCUGUUCCUCUUUAUUCUCUAUGCUCACCACCCUGUU